AUGCGAUACCUAAAGAAUAUUCCUGGAGACAAAAAAAAAAAAAAAAAAAAUAAAAUAAAUUCAUAUAUCGCCUUAAUGAUGACACAUAAUAAUAAUAAUAAUAAUAUCACUGAUAAUAAUAAUAAUAAUAAUAAUAAUAAUAAUAAUAAUAAUAAUAAUAAUAAUAAUAAUAAUAAUUUAAAUAAUAAUAAUAAUAAUAAUAUUACUGAUGAUAAUAAUGAUAUACUUUCAAUUAUAAAUAAUAAUAAUGAAAAUAGUAAAUUAUCAAUUUUAUUAAUUGGUGAAAUAUUAAGAUAUUGUUGGAAUGAUAAAUAUAGUGUAUUUGCAUGGAAGGUGUCAUUAUCAUUAGUAUCGAAAGGUGUGUUUAAGAUUGUUUCAAGUUUUGCAAAUAGUAUUAAUUUAGUAUCAAGUGAUUUAUAUCAACAUCUUAGAAAUCAAUGGUGUAUAUUUAAAUCAAUAGAUUCGCUAACGACAUCAUUUAAAUUUUUGGAAGGAUUCGUUGACGAAUUUAAUUUCAAUUUAUUAGAAAAGAAACAAAUUUAUUUACCAAAAGAUUGUUCAAUUGAUAAUAUUGACAGAGACAAAAUUCAGGAUCCCUUAUCAUUAUUAUCAAGUUUAACCAUUAGGGGACCCGCCGCAUCAUAUGUGAAAAAAGAGAAAGUUGUAUUACAAUUACUAUUAUCAAGUAACACAAGUUCAUUUAAACAUUUUUCAAUGAUUUCACAUAAGAAUACACUGUUGAAGAAUAUUUUCAGUUUUCUAGAACAGUGCCCGAAUUUGGAGUCGUUCGGACUGGGUUUACCAAUGUCUGAUAAGAAAAACAGUGGUGUCAAUCAAUAUUUGAAGAAAAGUGGAUCAGGUUUAAAAAGUUUACAUUUAUGUUUUAAUUUUAAGAGUAUACCAACAUUGGAAGAUGGUAAACAAUUGAAUGAAAGUUUCUUUGGUAUUGGAUCAGAUAUUAAUCUUAGGAAUUUAAAAAUCCUACAAUUAGGCCAUAAAAAACUUUCAGGUCCAAACUACGACUCACAUUCAUUCGACUAUCCAAUAAAUGCAUCAGAGAUUUUAUUCUCAUGUAUUCGUGACCGUAUUGACUCCCUAACGACAUUAAUAUUUCAUAAACCUACCGGCUACACAUGUCAAACUGACUCUUCCAAUGAAUUCUUAUUAAAUUUAAAUUCAUAUUUAAUAAAUGGUGAUAGGAAUCAGUCAUUGACGCAUUUAGAACUACCAGUUAAAAUUACAAGACCUGAUAUUUUAUCGACUGUUGCAAAUAAGAAAUCGUUACGUAGACUUACGAUAUUAACAAAUCAAAUGGUACCAUUUUCAACAGAUUCAAAUUUAGAAAGAUUGGAAUUACUAUCGGAUCCUGUGGAAAAGGAUACACAAGAAGCUUCUCAAAAAUUCUUUGAAUUAAAUUCAACAUUGAAAAUUAAGAAAUUGGUAAUUAGAGAUCAUAUAUUCUUUGAAACUUUAAAACCAUUCCUUCAAGAUAAUCUAGAUUUACUUUGUUUAAAUGUUGCACUAAAAGGUAAAACCAAUUUCGGUCUUCAUAAUAAUCCAUUCCUCUCAAUUCCAGAUGCAAAAAAUUUAAAAAAAAUCGUUGCAAAAUUUCCUCACAUUGAAAGAGACGAAGUUGCCGAUGCAAUUAGUAGAUUCUUAAGAUUUUGUUCAACAAGUGAUUCAAUUCAAUAUGUUAAAUAUAUUCAAUCAGAUUUUAAUUUAGAAAAAGUUAAUUCAUUUGGUUUUAAAUUUUUAAAUAGAAAUGAUAGAUCGUAUUAUUAUACAAGAAGUUUACCAAAAAAUGAUCCAAAUAAAAUUUUAAUUAGUACAGAUUUAAAAACUUGGAAUGGUAUUGAUGAUCAAUAUGAAACAUUUAAAAGUUAUAUAACAAAAUCUAGAAAAUUAUUUGAUCAUUUAGUUGAACAAUGUAAAAGUAGAUCAGAAUAUACAGCAUCUUAUCUUUUAAAGUAUACAAAGAAUUGUUUAACAACAUUCACUAAAGAUCAAUGGGAACAAUCUGAUGAAUUAUUAAAAACUGCUCAUGCAACUGUUUUAGCAAUUAUGGAUCAAGAUUCAUUCGCUCGUUCGUUAGUUGAAAAAGCUCAUAUGAAUUUAGAUUUCUUAAAAUUAACUGCUCAUUAUAUUUUCUAUGGUUUAGGUCCAACUGCUAGACCAAUUCCAUUAGAAACUUUAAAUCAAGUUAUAAUUAAUGAUGGUAGAGGUAUUACAAAACCACCAUUACCACAACAACAAAAUAAUAAUAAUAAUAAUAAUAAUAUUAAUAGUAAUAAUGAUUCAAGUAUUUUACAAAUUUAA
Messenger RNA from Dictyostelium discoideum AX4, 2316 nucleotides. RefSeq lists its product as hypothetical. The transcript is spliced from 3 exons. The record is from RefSeq and is a predicted model, not a curated record. Lineage: Eukaryota; Evosea; Eumycetozoa; Dictyosteliales; Dictyosteliaceae. The coding region runs from base 1 to 2316 and encodes 771 amino acids.